Cyprinus carpio (common carp) is the source of this 5435-nucleotide messenger RNA. RefSeq names its product leucine-rich glioma-inactivated protein 1-like. The record is from RefSeq and is a predicted model, not a curated record. Gene Ontology annotation, biological process: myelination. Lineage: Eukaryota; Metazoa; Chordata; Actinopteri; Cypriniformes; Cyprinidae. Gene Ontology annotation, molecular function: protein binding. The transcript has 8 exons.
UUUGUAAUGCACAAUAUAUAUUUACAAUUGCUGUUUAGCCUACAUUAUAAAUAUAACGUAACUGAAUUAUGGGAUGCAUUUUAUUCAAAGCAAUGCAUAUUACAGCAUAUUAUUUCUUUCUUAUUUCUUUCUGAUUGCUUGAGGGGCGCAGGUGCUUCCCUCCAAAGCCUCAUGAAUAUUCUCACUAUUCUCACUUAUUCAUGGAAAUGGUUCAUACGCAUUCAAAGUUGGACAGCAGCUGGUAGCUACAUCAUGAUGCAAAAGAGGGAUUCUCCCAGGAUCUGAAGAAAUUGCUUGAUGCUUUACUCCGCGUUCACUUUCAUUUUCACAGCUUCAAAAAAUAAAUAAAUAAAAAACUCGGUUGUUUAGACAAAAUUGGUUUAUUAACAAAAUCCGCAUGCAACUAAUGCAAUUCGAGCGCGCUGGAUAUUUUCAUUAGAGCAGAACGACUCGUUUGGAUGAGCGCCUGACACUGAGACAUAGACAUUCAUCACACGGACACAACUGAAGCGAGGCGAGCAGACCAGAGCGAAAACGCCACAGCAGCCCGCGGCACUCAGGAACACAGAAUGGGACAUGCACACAGGAGCAUAAGAGGAUGCACUUUUCUGCUCUGGGUCGCCACACUCCUGCUGUUAGCGGAGAGCAGAAGAGGCAAGCAGCCCAGAUGCCCCUCUGGAUGCACGUGCACCAAAGAUAACGCCUUGUGUGAAGAUGUGAGAUCUGUGCCACACAGCUUCCCUCCCGAUGUCGUCUCACUAUCAUUUGUGAAGUCUGGGUUCACUGAGAUUGCAGGGGGAAGCUUUCUCCACACACCAUCCCUUCAGCUUCUAUUGUUUACAGCCAAUUCUUUCGACUCCAUCGACGAAGAUGCUUUCCAAGGCCUGCCACAUCUGGAAUAUCUAUUUAUUGAAAACAACAAAAUUGAGUCGAUUUCGCCCCAUGCCUUUAGAGGUUUGAAAUCUCUCAUUCACCUGAGUCUUGCCUACAAUAAUCUUGAGACGUUGCCUAAAGAUAUUUUCAAAGGAAUGGAUGCCUUAACAAAAGUAAAUUUGUGUGGCAACAAUAUAAACAAUCAAACUGUUGAGACUGGUUUAUGUGAGUGCACUGUUUCUAUGUGGAUAGCACUGAUAUAUUUAUAGUAGUGGCAAGUUGGUGUUAUGAAUAUGUUUUUGGUGAUAUGGAGAUCUGCAAGAAAGGCUCUAAUAACUGAAUCAUUGUUUGUUGCAGAGUUUGCUUUAAAGAAAACCCUUGUAUUUGAGUCCAUAUCUGUGGAGGCCUUCACGUUUGGGGAUGAUCAGUAUGUUGUAUAUGCCCAGCCCUUUUCUGGAAUAUGCAACUUUAUGGAAUGGGACCACGUCAACAUGGAGUUCAGAGCUUAUGACACCAUAGAGAGCACUUCCACAGUGGUGUGCAAGCCAAUGGUCAUCGAUAAUCACCUUUUCAUCGUAGUCGCCCAACUUUUCGGUGGCUCUCACAUUUACAAAAGGGACAGCUCUGCCAAUAAAUUCAUCAAAAUCCAGGACAUCGACAUCCUGAAAAUCAGAAAACCCAAUGACAUCGAGACUUUCAGUGUGGACGGCGAGUUCUUCUUCGUGAUAGCAGACAGCUCGAAGGCCGGCUCCACCACGGUGUACAAGUGGAACGGCAACGGCUUCUACUCUCACCAGUCUCUCCAUCCCUGGUACCGUGACACGGAUGUCGAGUAUCUGGAUAUCGCUGGCAAGCCCCACCUUAUUUUGUCUAGCAGCUCGCAGCGGCCCGUUAUCUACCAGUGGAGCAGAGCACAGAAGCAGUUCGACAGACGGACAGACAUUCCAGAGACGGAUGACGUCUACGCCGUCAAGCACUUCAAGGUGAAGGGAGAGCUGUUUGUCUGUCUGACGCGCUUCAUUGGCGACUCCAAGGUGAUGAAGUGGGACGGCUCCAUGUUUACAGAGAUACAGACAAUGCCCUCGCGGGGAUCCAUGGUCUUCCAGCCCGUCUCCAUCGGAAACUGGCAGUACGCCAUCCUAGGCAGCGACUACUCACUAACGCAGGUCUAUCAGUGGGACACCAAGAAGGGCCAGUUCGUGCACUUCCAGGAGCUCAACGUCCAGGCGCCCAGAGCAUUCUCGCUGAUAUCCAUCGACAACCGAGAGUUCCUGCUGGCGUCCAGCUUUAAAGGGAAGACGCAGAUCUACGAGCACUUGAUGAUCGACCUAAGCAGUUGAAAAGCAUGACCCUUGACACAGAGACGAGCCUGUUGUCAAACUACAUGCGUGAUCUAGCCUAGUGCUAAAAAUAAUAAUUCCAGAUGAAUGCCUCUCUAGAAACGCCCUUUGUGUCUUUCUCUGUUGUCACCAUCUGUUCUGCACUUUUCAUUUUUCCUGUUUUUUUUGUUGUCCCUUUCAACAAAAGCUAUUGUUAACAUAUUCUCAUUCUUGCCAUGUAGUCACUAAAGAGGCAUAAUAAGGAAACAAAAAAGGUCAAAUCAGUUAACUGUUGACUUAAUAACAAUCUGCCAAAUAAACUGUUUACAUUUUUACAGUGAUGUAAAUAGCCAUUUUUUACUUUUUUUUUUUUUUUUAAACAAAAUCGUCCGGUUUAACCACAUUGUGUGUGAUAGAUUUGAAGUUUUGACUUAACAAUUUCUUUCAAUAAUCAGGAUGCAGUAAACGUAGAUUUUGCUCAAUUAUUGAGCUAAAGUGAAUGUGGAAAGGGAGUUUAGGUGGUUACUGGUACUUGGUUGUUGUUUUUUGCUAGAACCAAUAAAACCUUAAGAAACAGGAGCCUGCUUUGUCGCGACGCAUGAAUUGCGUUAAAGUGUGAAUCUCAUGCAUGAAACCUGUCAAAAACGUGACGUUUACGUUCAAAGAAAGAAACAAAACCGUUCCUAAACGCUUUGUUUUCAUUAAGCGACUCAAGAGAAUAUGUGACCGUUCUCUCACGUCAUGUGUGUGAUCUUUAUUCAAACGCUGGGAAACGUCAUUGUCGUCCAACAGCAAUUCAAACGCGUUUUGUCUUCCUCUAGCGGCAGAGGAACGCAAGCACCUCUUUCUUUGAGCAAGGUUAAUUAUUUAACUUGUUGCUCGGUACCAUUUCUACCUCAAGGCAACCGUGUGUCAAGACGCGUGGUCAAGCGGACGACAUCGGGGUGCUUUAUCAUAAAGUUGACGAUGGGGACGUUGGGGAGAAAAUUGAGUUGCAAAGUCGACCAGAAGUGCCAGUGGACGCGGAUGCUGACGCUGAAGACGGCCGGCGGGUCAACGGCACUAAGUUUUACCGGGUUUGUGUGCCGGUUUGCUGUAAGAGAAACGACCCUGACCGCGAUGAGGAUGAUGAUGAUGAUGAUGAGGAGGACACGGGGGCAAACACGGUUCAGAAAGGUAAACUGAGCUUAACUCUCACACGAUGUCAUCUAUUAAAGACACACGGAUCUUGAAUUUGAUCUCCGAGCCAUCUAUUUCUUCUCUGUUUCUGUUUCUACACCUGUGUUUGACCUCUUUGACACUUUUAGUGUUAAACAGCUAUUAAGAGCAGUUACGUUCACCAUAGUAACCGCAGUUUACGCAUUUUAAAUAACUUACUUGAUGAAUAAUUACUUAAAUGAUUACUCGAUACUACUAUAAUGAAUCUACCUGCCAUAAAUAAAUAGUAAAAUUAAUCUGGAUAUUUUCUCAGGCUUUUCUUAAACAAGGAAACCACAAUGACUUGACAGUUUUAAUAAUAGCUGUAGUAGCUAUGAACCGUGGAAAAUUAACCAUGGGUUUAUUAUAGUAGCUAAAAUGUUACUGUAAAAGUUACUGUAGCAAAACCAUACUAUACUAUAAAACUAUAAAAACCAUGUAAGUGAUGGCAGGGUGGCCAUGGUGUCUUUUAAGAGUUUAUUCUGUAAAAGCUGACUAGAAGCGUUAAGUUGUAUCAAACCCGUUUCUUCUUUAAAAUUCCAUCAGUACUACUGUGGAUCUAUUAACUGUAGUAAGUGUAGAAUAAAUGGCAGGUUUACCAUGGUAACUUUAUUCUAAAAGUUUAUGAGAACAGUUACAUUGUAUCAAGCCCCUUACAUACAGUUACCGUGGUUUCCAUCUUUAAAUGCAACAGUUACUAUAAUUAUUGAUGCAACUAUAAUAAAGCUGUGGGACGUUGGUAUUUGAAACCUACCAUCAAUGAUUUGAUUUGAUUUUACAAUUUUGUAUCAAACCCCUAACACACAUUUAACUUGGUAACCUUUUAAGAAUACCUUAGAUGCUACAGUAAAUCUGCGGUAACUUUGUUUUAGCCAUAUGCCCUUAAAAUUAAACGUGAGUAAAUCAGAUUUUACCAGCACAACAUAUUUCUGAUUGUUUGUUAAUCUGUUUGAAUGUAAUCGCUUAUUAAUUUAUUGUGAUUUUACAGUAAACAUUAACUGUAGCAACUGUGGAAUAAAUGACAUGAGUUACCAUGGUAACUUCUCUUUAUAAAAGCUGACAGAACAGUUACAUUGUAUCAAGCCCCUUACACACACACAGUUACCACAGUAACCAUAGUUUCCGCCUUUUAAAAUAAACUGUGGUUACUUAUAGCCGCCUGUUAACUAAAAAGAAAGUUUAUUCAGUUAUUAAUUCUACUGUUCAAUUCUUUUAAGUUAAUAUGGAAUUUAUUUAUGUAUUUCCGAUGACAGUGGUGGCUAAUUAAUCACAGUUGUGUGUACUGUAGUACAAUAAAGUACCACAUGUCCCGUCCACUUUUCAGUAGUCUGGAUUUCAGAAGUUUAAGAAAUCUGUCUUUAGAGGUUUAUAAGUACAGUCGUUCAAAAUUGGUUCCCCAAUGGAGAAAUGAAUGGGAUUUCUACUUCCGGAACCCAACUGUUACACUCUGUUUUUGGAAAAUGGUUACCAUGGUAACUUUUGAAGGGGGACCACUUUUCACUGUAUCAGACUUGGCUGCUUUUAAUACGGUAUGACCAGGCAAGUACAUCCUUACAAAACACUGUAGAAGCUUGCUAGAGUGUUCAUAUCCAGUUGUAUUACCAUGAUACUUUGAUAUAUUGUAUACCAUGGUACUGAAUGAUUACCUUAUUCAAGUAUCAUGUACAUGGUAUUUCCACUGUAUUUCUUAAAGUGCAUUUGUAAUUUUAAGUUGUCAUCUUGUCAUCUUACAAAAAGAAAAUGGCAGAUUACAUAUUUUCACAGGGAGAGGUUAACCAGAAAUCCCUACCUGACUUUGUGGGAAUUACUACUUGUGAAUCACACCGGGAAACAGUAUCUUUUUUUCUUUCCAUAGUGUUCUCUCUAAACAGUCAGGCGAAGUUGUUUGUUUUAACUCAAACCUGUAUUGUUGAGUAUGUGUUGUGUUUCAGGGCUCAUGAUCUGUGUGUGAGGCCAGGUCCUCAAGGGACAUUUGAUACAAUUUGGCAUUUAUCCAAUGUUGGCAACCACACAACCUGAUUGAGCAUGAGCUCAGCUCACCAGCAG